GUUGUACCUGGUACCUUCAGUUCUGUUCCAAUGUUGGUAGUUGCACAAUUAGUCUGUUACUCUGUUGUAAUUCGUUUGCAGUAGGCCUAUGUGGUUCAUAGAUGUCUACCUUCUAAGCUCUAAUGUGUGUUUUCCUUUGCAGGGAGCAAAAAACAAAUACCGACAAAGUGCAUUUCACCAAGUAUAGUUUGGAGGAUAUGUAUACUGAUAAUAAUGGAGGCGACAUUGGAAAUCCAAACAACCAAUGCUGCCUGUUCAAGCAACUGAAUUUCAAGUCUCUGUUUGCUAAAGGGACAGAGACCAGAAAGACACAGCAAACAGGUUAGCAUUCUCGAACACUUUGCUUCUGAUCUUUUCCACCUCUUCAGAGUUUUUGAAGUAAACAAAUUAUAAAGCGGGGGGAAAAAUACAAAAAAAUAUGCACACUUCAAGGGAACCGAAUCUUCCAUAUCACCAAGCACAUUAAAUGCUCUUUGCAUUGGAGCUUGGGUGUGUUUUAAUUUCCUCCAAGAGGGAGAGAUGGAACUGCCAAGAUGUCUGUUUUUCCUCUUUUAACUUAAAAAAAUUUCCCCCAAGAGAGAAACAGAAAAAACAAAAAGAAUACAAGGUUCUCACCACCUACUAGGGAAAGAAUCAAAUUGCUGUUUUCCGUCUUCCUAGAGUGUCAUAGCAUAGGGUUCUGAAACUUGGAAUUAGAAAUUGAACAGAUUGGCCCCCCUGUUUACUUCUCUAUGGUUUUUUAGGUUGAGAUAUGAUUUCUAUGUACCAAAAACAAGCUCGAU
Molecule: messenger RNA, 782 nt
Organism: Linum tenue
Lineage: Eukaryota; Viridiplantae; Streptophyta; Magnoliopsida; Malpighiales; Linaceae
Source: the annotation of a GenBank genome assembly